AUGGUUAGUGCAAUGGAUGAGCAACUUGCUGAUUGUCGAGAAGUAUUUUGCUAUUUCGACAGCAGAGGAGAUGAGAAAAUAAGUGUUCAGCAGUCAGUCAGCAAGAAUCGUGAAAAACACACAGUUGAGGAAUUUGUUGAAGGGCUUUCUCAUUUCGAUAAAGAAGGAAAUGGACUGAUCAAUGUUGCAGAGCUGCGUCAUCUGCUAACUACUCUAGGGGAGCGCUUGUCUGAUGAAGAAGUUGAUCAGCUUCUAGCUGGACACAACGAUUCACAUGGCAAUGUUAACAUUGCAGAUUUUGUGGAGUUAUUUACGGUGGCGUGGCUUUCGUAUUUGAAUGAGAAAAUCUCUUUCAAUGUGAAGCGAGUAAAGACAAUCAGUAAGCAGAUAGAAGCGCAUGGUCACAUUGUGAAUCUAAUGUCGGGUCCUGGUGCUCCGGCUGUGGGAGGAGAUAAUUCUGGAUACACAGAUGACAACGAAGGUGGUGAUGGUGCGUCGAUGGAUGCAAGCCGUGAUAUAGCACAUAUCAAAGCGAUUUUGGAAGAAGCCGGCAUCACUGAUUAUGACCCACGUGUAGUACACCUGCUUCUAGAUCUCCUUUACACUACAACUUCUGGUUUGCUUACUGAAGCAAAGGCUAUCUCGCAACAUUGCGGCAAAAUGGUGAUCGAUGAAACAGAUGUGCAAAUUGCAGUAGAGUUCAGUGGUCUUUUAUGUGAUGGAAAGCCGAAUCGUGCAGAACUUUUAAAAAUGGCUACUGAACGAAACGCGCAACCAUUACCUCAAAUUCGACACAACUUCGGAUUGAAGCUCCCAAAUGACAGAUUUUGUUUACUGCAACCAAAUGUUGAGUGGCGAGGUUCAGACCGAACUGCUGCCGAUUUGUUAGCGAACAAUGCACCAGUCACUGUUGGCCAACCUCCUGGACAUGGAGGUUACGUUGACGACAGCCUUCAGCAACUGCGACCUGAGCAUGUUACGAAUUUGCUCAAAAGACCAGCUGAAGAAGACUUUGAUGUAUAA
Necator americanus (New World hookworm) is the source of this 1023-nucleotide messenger RNA. RefSeq lists its product as uncharacterized. Gene Ontology annotation, molecular function: RNA polymerase II general transcription initiation factor activity; protein heterodimerization activity; transcription coactivator activity. Gene Ontology annotation, biological process: RNA polymerase II preinitiation complex assembly; DNA-templated transcription initiation. NCBI's taxonomy places the organism in Eukaryota, Metazoa, Nematoda, Chromadorea, Rhabditida, Ancylostomatidae. The record is from RefSeq and is a predicted model, not a curated record. Bases 1 to 1023 code for a protein of 340 amino acids. Gene Ontology annotation, cellular component: SAGA complex; transcription factor TFIID complex; myosin II complex. The transcript is spliced from 9 exons.